Limulus polyphemus (Atlantic horseshoe crab) is the source of this 1052-nucleotide messenger RNA. RefSeq lists its product as uncharacterized. The annotation marks the transcript as partial. NCBI's taxonomy places the organism in Eukaryota, Metazoa, Arthropoda, Merostomata, Xiphosura, Limulidae. The record is from RefSeq and is a predicted model, not a curated record. The transcript has 6 exons.
UUGGCUAUUUAUCAACCUACUGCUUGGGUUACAUAUAACAUUAAUCACUUGACUAAUUAUCAACCUACUGCUUGGACUACUGCUUGGGUUACAUAUAACAUUAAUCAGUUGACUAUUUAUCAGCCUACCACUUGGGUUACAUCUAACACUACUCAAUUGACUAUUUAUCAGACUACACCUUGGGUUACAUAUAACACUACUCAAUUGACUAUUUAUCAGACUACCGCUUGGCUUCCAGUGGCUGUUGAAAGAACCUAUUUUUCUCUCGCUGAUCUUCUUAAGAACAGCGAUUUGGAACCGCUCGUGCCACGUUAUUCUCUUAUAGAAGAACAUUUUUGGUAUACUCAAGAUCCAGAGUUGAUGACGUUGGCUCAACGUAUGCGACAAUUACCUGAUAGCUACGUAGCGAACGACGACGUCCACACGGAUGAGGUAUUAGAAAGAGUGGAGUUUGGUAAGAAAGUCCUCUUCACGUUUUAUUCUGAGAUACUGAACGCCAUGUCGGAACGCUACGCCCGGAAAAAGACUUGUAGUUUCGUCAUCUCCAAGAACCGAUACUUCCCUAUGGUAUUCUCUUUCGCAUUGGCUAAACACUUACCCAAGUGUUUUUACGAUAAAGUUAAAUUUAGAACAGAAGCUGCCUUUAACAACCUGCUGAUCGACCGCUGGCUGGAGUACCACACCAGAAACUACACCAAAUGUCUUGGAAGUCAAUCCAACGAAAAAUCUCCGCUAACCCUAAAUGAUUUACAAGCUGUUUUUACAUGGUGGAUCGCAGGGAUAUCAGCUGCCUUCUUUGUGAUGUGCAUCGAGUUUGGAUGGGCGAAAAUAAAAAAACUGACAGUAUGCUGUUACAAGCAGUAAUUGGAAGGAGACACAAGACAGUAGUUUGUAUCACGGAAUUUACAUGUCAGCAACUACGAUUUCAAGUUUCACUACUUUCUGGAACGCAAUUACGUGCACAAUGUAAAACAGUACUUAAUAUACAGUAACUAGUCAAAAAAAAAGUAUUUUCUAACAUUUGUUUUAUAAUUUUCGUGCAAAGCUACAUA